This is a messenger RNA of Paramormyrops kingsleyae, 2607 nucleotides long. RefSeq names its product muscleblind-like splicing regulator 3 (gene mbnl3). Gene Ontology annotation, molecular function: metal ion binding; RNA binding. Gene Ontology annotation, cellular component: cytoplasm; nucleoplasm. Gene Ontology annotation, biological process: regulation of RNA splicing. NCBI's taxonomy places the organism in Eukaryota, Metazoa, Chordata, Actinopteri, Osteoglossiformes, Mormyridae. The record is from RefSeq and is a predicted model, not a curated record.
GUUCGUUCGGGAGGAACUAGACGACCGGAGUUCCCCCUAAAAUGGUGGCGACACACGGCCUGGCGUAGUAUCACCCGGGAGACGUACGCAAACCAGCACUUUCCCUUCCAACACUCCCUCCUGCCCUCCCCUAUUUUGCCUCGCCUCGCCUCUCAGUUUUCGUUUUUUUUUUCCUCCUUACUAGGCGCCAGCAUUACAUACCACGCUUGCUAGAGCUUAUUUUUCAGUUUAACUGGCUUCGUUGUUUAGCUUCUAAAUAUCUGUUGCUUUUUAUUAAGACGUUUAUUUGCGGAAUCGGGUUGGAAAGUUUCCUUUUUAAUUUUAAAAGCCCGUAAGAUAUAGCAGCCGUCGAACGUGACGUAUUAGUGCUCACAUAGGUUUAUAAUACACGUUUAGCCAGCACCUAAUGUGUCCGCCUAAAUAGCGACCUGAAGGUGGAUUUCGGCCGUCUACAGAUCACGAACAGUGAGUAAAUCCAUAAGUGCUGCCAAAUGAGGGAGGAGAGACGGAAACCAAUAAAAAUAAGAUACAGUGGGUGAUUUUAAGGAGGAACUGGAUUGUGGAGCAUUAGAUUCCCAAGCUGUAUUCUUGCAUCUCUCAAUCAAGCUCCACCCCCUGCUCCCACAAUCCCACAUUUCCACUUCCAUGGCUGUCUGCAUGACCUUGCUGAUGGGAUGACUCCCCCAUCGGGCCAAGGAAGGGGAUCCCAAAGAGGACAGUGUAUAGCUUGAACGUUGUGAAAGAGGCUACGGAAGGUGUCGGGGAUUCAGUCCAGCUGGCCUCUCACCCAGAAUGCCCUUGUGACAACACUCACCACUAAUGACCCAGACACUCCUGGUCUGCUCUUCACGUUUACUCUUCUGCUGCGGUCAAAGUGACUCCACUCUGAACACGUGGAUCUGGGACGCCUGACCAGUGAGAGGAAAUCAGAUCUCCCUGUGCUGCUGCCAUGGCUGUCAGCGUGGCACUGGGUCGUGACCCCAAAUGGCUGACGCUGGAGGUGUGCAGGGAGUUUCAGCGGGGCACAUGUUCUCGCUCUGACGGCGAGUGCAAGUUUGCCCACCCCCCGCGCAGCUGUCACGUGGAGAAUGGCCGGGUUGUGGCCUGCUUCGACUCGCUCAAGGGGCGCUGCACACGUGAGAGCUGCAAGUAUCUUCACCCCCCACCGCAUCUGAAGACGCAGCUGGAGAUAAACGGACGCAACAACCUGAUCCAGCAGAAGACAGCGGCGGCCAUGUUGGCUCAACAGAUGCACUUUCUGCUUCCUGGUGCCCAACUGCAGCCAAUUCCCGCCUUUCCGGCCGCACCCUCCCUAGCCACCAGCCCCAGCAUGGCCUUCAGCCCCUACCUGAGCCAGGUGAGCCCAGGCCUGGGCAUCAUGCCGGAGCUAAUCCCCGGGGGGCCUCUGCUGGUCCCCGGGAGCCCUGGGAGCCCUGGCAGUGGCAGCCCCACACAGAAGCCACCUCGCGUCGACAAGCUGGAGGUGUGCCGGGAGUUUCAGCGCGGCACCUGCACACGGGGCGAGGGAGACUGCCGCUAUGCCCACCCGCUGGAGGCGGCCAGCGAGAAUUUUGUGGUGGUGUGCAUGGACUACAUCAAGGGCCGCUGCACCCGGGACAAGUGCAAGUACUUCCACCCCCCCGCCCACCUGCAGGCCCGUGUCAAGGCCGCCCAGCAGCAGGCCAGCAGCCAGAGCGCCGCUGCCGCCGGAUUGGUGUUGCCCCAUGGCUCCCUUCUGCCCAUCCCAAAGCGGACCUCUGUGGAGAAGAGCAACGGCACCACCAUCUUCAGCCCCAGUCUGUUUCAUUACCAGCAGGCCCUUCCCAGCAUGCACCUGUCGCAGCCUGCCUUCGUCCCCACAGCAGUCCCCAUGAUGCACGGCGCCACGUCCUCUUCACCAGCGUCCACAGCAGUCACUGGCUUGCCAUUCAGCGACUCCGCCAUGUCCUCUCAGAGCCGACCAAGAUUCUGAGUGCCAUGCUGGCCCGGCUUAGCAGCUCCUCCUGCCCUUAGUCCCCGUGAGCCCGAUGAAACCACUGCCAGACACCCGAAGGAUCACCUCCAGACCCCCCAGAUGCACGGCUCGGAGGAGAUGCAUAUCUCUGCUUAUGUAAUGUUCUCCUUGCACCCCAAGGCUCACCGUCAGCACGGCCCAACUCCCUAUUGCAUGCCAAAACAGGAAGUUCACCUUGCCGCACUUCCUCUGGACACUGCAGCCAACUGCUCACAUUCCAACCAGUGCUUUGUAUAACUCUUUACGACCUGUGGCACAUGACUGUUUACCUGGAAUGUAGGGAACCCCAACGGUUCUUGUGUAGUCUUGGUUUGCUGUGUGUCCUCUUUAGACUGUAGUUUGCAGCUCAGCUUUGCGUCCUCUUUAGACCAUAGUCUGCAGCUCAGUUUUGAGUCCUCUUUAGACCGUAGUCUGCAGCUCAGUUUUGCGUCCCCUUUAGUCUGUAGUCUGCAGCUCAGUUUUGCGUCCUCUUUAGUCUGUAGUCUGCAGCUCAGCUUUGUGUCCCCUUUAGUCUGUAGUCUGCAGCUCAGCUUUGCGUCCCCUUUAGUCUGUAGUCUGCAGCUCAGCUUUGCGUCCCCUUUAGUCUGUAGUCU